Molecule: messenger RNA, 2007 nt
Organism: Aedes albopictus (Asian tiger mosquito)
Lineage: Eukaryota; Metazoa; Arthropoda; Insecta; Diptera; Culicidae
Product: AP-1 complex subunit mu-1
Exons: 4
Coding region: 221-1489 (422 amino acids)
Biological process (GO): intracellular protein transport; vesicle-mediated transport
Cellular component (GO): clathrin adaptor complex; clathrin-coated vesicle
Molecular function (GO): clathrin-cargo adaptor activity
Source: RefSeq, a predicted model, not a curated record
UGACAGCAAAGCAAUCCAUCUCGUCUCGUUUAUCGUGUGUGCAUGAGAAAAAAGUGAAAAAAUGACGACGAUAUUGUAAUUUUGGCGUUUUAAUCACUAAUUUUGAUCCAUUCAUAGGCUCAAUUGUGAAUCCAGUUGGUGUGUUAAUUGUGCAUUUAGUGAAGGUGCAACCGCAAUAUUUAAUAGUUUUGAUAAGGAGCAAUAGAAUCCCGUAAGCACCAUGUCCUCGUCAGCGAUUUUCAUUCUGGACGCCAAAGGGAAGGUGCUGAUAUCUCGGAAUUACCGAGGCCACAUCGACAUGGGCGUGAUCGACAAGUUCAUGCCGCUGCUGAUGGAAAAGGAGGAAGAAGGUCUGAUUACACCGAUUCUGCAGACACCAGAGUGCACGUUUGCGUACGUUAAGACCAACAAUCUGUACUUAGUGUCUGUGACGAGAAGCAAUGCCAACAUUGCGCUGGUUUUUGUGUUCUUACACAAGGUGGUUCAGGUGUUCACGGAAUAUUUUAAGGAACUCGAAGAGGAAAGCAUCCGGGACAAUUUUGUAGUGAUUUACGAGCUGAUGGAUGAGCUGAUUGACUUCGGUUAUCCGCAAACCACAGACAGCAAGAUCUUGCAGGAGUAUAUCACCCAGGAAGGUCACAAGCUAGAAAUUCAGCCUCGCAUUCCGAUGGCUGUGACGAAUGCCGUUUCCUGGCGUUCCGAAGGCAUUAAAUAUAGGAAAAACGAAGUGUUCCUGGACGUGAUCGAGAGUGUCAACUUGCUGGCUAAUGCCAACGGGAACGUGCUCCGAAGUGAAAUUGUGGGAGCCAUUAAAAUGCGUGUUUACUUGUCCGGAAUGCCUGAGCUGCGGUUGGGAUUGAACGAUAAAGUACUGUUCGAGAGCACCGGCCGGGGUAAAUCCAAGUCCGUCGAGCUGGAAGACGUGAAAUUCCAUCAGUGCGUGCGGUUGUCCCGCUUUGAAAACGAUCGUACCAUUUCAUUCAUUCCACCGGACGGCGAAUUCGAGCUGAUGUCGUACCGUUUGAACACCCACGUGAAACCGCUGAUCUGGAUCGAGUCGGUCAUCGAGCGGCAUGCCCACAGUCGGGUGGAGUAUAUGAUAAAGGCCAAGUCGCAGUUCAAGCGCCGUUCGACGGCCAACAACGUGGAAAUAGUCAUUCCGGUACCGGCCGAUGCCGAUUCACCCAAGUUUAAGACCACCAUCGGCAGCGUCAAGUAUGCCCCGGAGCAGAAUGCCAUCACCUGGACCAUCAAGUCGUUCCCGGGUGGAAAAGAAUAUCUAAUGAGGGCUCACUUUGGACUUCCCAGUGUCGAGUGUGAAGAUUCGGAAGGAAAACCUCCAAUUCAGGUCAAGUUUGAGAUACCGUACUUUACGACGUCCGGAAUUCAGGUUCGUUAUCUGAAGAUCAUUGAGAAGAGCGGCUACCAGGCAUUACCAUGGGUGCGCUACAUUACCCAGAACGGGGACUACCAGCUGAGAACGAACUAGGAGCAAAGCCUUCUUCAUUAAAAAUCCCUACGUAGCCAGACAAGACAGUAUAUGAAAAAAAAAGAUCCUUCGCCCUAGAGUCCCUGGAUUAUAGCAGCACGUCCGACAAACAACAAGAUAAAGGCAGGUUGAUCGUUGUAGAAAUUUAUUUUAGUAAAUUUGUAAGUGCAAAAUUCAAAACAGAAAAAAAUAUCUAGUAUCUGACUAUGAACUAACAGUUUAGAAACAUCAAUCGUACAUUAUCGGUAACAUAUUUCUUUUAUUAUGAAGCAAAAGUUCAGUAUUUUCCAUGUUUAGGUUGUGUUGUCGUUUCUAUUUUAAGCCAUACGUUUGAGGUGACAUUGUUGUAACAACAGCUUCGGGCGUUUAUCACGUGCAGCAAAAAAACGAGAAACAUGCAAAAAGUAUGAUGAAAAUCAUUCAAUCGGAUGAAGUAUUAUAAAUUUUGAAAAUUCUACUUACAUUUAUUUUAUUGUGUUUAAUUAAAUAAUAGACCACGAUUUAUAUUUCACCAAUGA